This is a messenger RNA of Hibiscus syriacus, 1047 nucleotides long. RefSeq names its product GRF1-interacting factor 3-like. The transcript has 5 exons. Gene Ontology annotation, biological process: cell population proliferation; leaf development; positive regulation of transcription by RNA polymerase II. Gene Ontology annotation, molecular function: transcription coactivator activity. Gene Ontology annotation, cellular component: nucleus. The record is from RefSeq and is a predicted model, not a curated record. The coding region runs from base 272 to 829 and encodes 185 amino acids. Lineage: Eukaryota; Viridiplantae; Streptophyta; Magnoliopsida; Malvales; Malvaceae.
AACCUCACGUCUUUUGAUUCUUUUUCUUCUCUUCGGUUACAAACUUUUUUUGUUUAUAAUUUCCUCUUUCAGUUCCUUGUAACGUGCACUUCUACCCUCUUAAGUUCCAGAAUCAUCAUCAUCGCUACCUAGUGAAAGUGAAAUCCCUCUUCAGACAUUAAAGAAGGUAGUAGAGAAACUCGUUCACACUCACCAUGGUAAAACAAAAGGAUAUUUUUGCAGGUGAUUAGGGUUAGGGUUUCUUCUUGGAGAAAAGUUAAUCUUACACAAGAUGCAGCAGCCACCGCAAAUGAUUCCUACGCUGCCUUCAUUCCCACCUAACAACAUCACUACUGAACAGGUUCAGAAGUACCUUGAUGAGAACAAGAAGUUGAUCUUGGCAAUUUUGGACAAUCAGAAUCUAGGAAAACUCGAUGAAUGUGCCCAGUAUCAAGCUCAGCUGCAAAAGAAUUUGAUGUACUUAGCUGCAAUUGCGGAUGCACAACCACAAACAACACCCACAAUGCCUCCGCAAAUGGCGCCACAUCCUGCAACGCAACCAGGAGGAUAUUUUAUGCAACAUCCUCAGGCUGCCACAAUGGCGCAGCAGUCCGGUAUGUUCCCCCAGAAGAUGCCGUUUCAAUUCAACAACCAGCAUCAAAUGCAGGAUGCACAGCAGCAGCAGCUACACCUGCAGCAUCAACAAGCCAUGCAAGCUCAAAUGGGAAUCAGACCUGGAGGACCCAAUAAUGGCAUGCAUGCCAUUCAAACGGAGGCUAAUAUUGGAGGUAGCAGCAGUGGCGGUCCCUCUUCAGCUUCGGGCCCAAAUGAUGGGCGUGGUGGCAACUAGCAAGGGGGCGCUGAAGCCGGUGCUAAUCUUGGGGUUCUUGGCAUACCAAUGAAUCAAAAAGAGCUAGUUAGACAAGGACAGUUUUAGUUGUAAAAGGAGGAAAGCUUAAAGCUUGUGGUGUCUACCUCCAUGAAUGUGGUUUUGUAAUAACAUUUAAAGCUUGCUGCGUGUAUCUGAAUUAUGAUCCCAAUUAAAGCUUUAUGGUAAAGUUUGUGCUA